CAGAGUCAGUCCACAGUGAGGAGACAUGACGAGCGCAGGAGUCUUCAUGUGGACGCUGGUCGCUCUGACGACAGCGGAGACAGCCAUGCUCGGGAACAAUGGGAGGGUAAAACGUUCACAUUUCUCUUCCUCUUCUUCUUCCUCCUCUUCAUUGUCUUGGUCCUCAUCGUCUUCAUUCUCCUCCUCUUUUGAAAAUUCAGAUGGACUCUGUCUUCACGGAGGUUCAUCAGUUCCGUCGUUGACGAGCGGUGAACACAUGUUCUGUUUGUGUGCUGAUGGGUUUGAGGGAAGCCGCUGUGAAACAGUGAAAGGAGGUCAGUGCUACGAGGGCGUCGGCCUCUACUACAGAGGCUCAGAGUCUAAAUCAGAGAGUGGAUUGACCUGUGAGACAUGGGACGCCGACAUCAGGGAGCGUUACCUGUCCUCAGACGUCAACGCAGGGAGACACAACUACUGCAGAAACCUUUUCUACCAACGGCGUCCGUGGUGUUACGUGUGGAGGAACCAGCAGCUGGUGAGGGAGUACUGCAAUAUCCCGCGCUGCGGCUCAGACUCACCUCCGCCUUUACCUGCACCGACCGAGCCACAGCCAGCUGCAGAGUGGACAUGUGGUCAGCGCAGCAGACGGAAGCUUCUGAAGAUCGUUGGUGGAAAAGUUUCCACGGUGGAAUCUCACCCGUGGAUCGCUGCCAUAUUUGUGCGCAGCAAAUCCAAGGAGAAGGUUUUCCGCUGUGGCGGGAGUCUGAUCUCCGCCUGCUGGGUCCUCACGGCCGCCCACUGCUUCCCCCACGGCUCCCACGACAAACCGCAGCGUUUCUCUGUGACCCUGGGGAAGAACGCUCUCAACGAGACGGACCGGACUGUGGAGCAGAACUUCAGGGUGGAGAAAAUCAUCGUCCACGAGGACUACGACAACAGCGAGGGCAACUUUAACAACGACGUGGCCCUGAUGAAGCUGAAGCCCAGACGAGGUAAAUGUGCGGCGGAGAGUAAAUCGGUGAAGAUUGUGUGUCUGCCAUCGCCUCAGCAGAUCAUCCAGCCCGGCGUCACCUGUGAGAUCGCAGGAUACGGGAAAGAGAAACAGGGUCUGUGGUAUAAGUCUCAGUAUCUCAGAGAAGCCUGGGUGAACGUCUUCGCCGACGACGUGUGUCGACACAAGGACUAUUAUGAAAACUUGAUCACUGACAACAUGUUUUGUGCCGGGAGACUCGACUGGAGCCAGGACGCCUGCGAGGGAGACUCUGGAGGGCCUCUGGUGUGCGAGCUCGACGGCAGGCUCUUCCAGUUCGGGAUCAUCAGCUGGGGCGACGGCUGUGCCAAGGAGCUGCGACCCGGCGUCUACACCAAAGUGACCAACUACAAGCAGUGGAUCGAGGAGAAGACGGGCCUCAGGGUCGGAGCCGCGCUCCCACAGAAGUGAACGUGAAGCUGCUGUCGCUUUUAAAUCAGUUUAAGUCGGCGAUGACGAUGUCUUCAGAACACGUUCACGUCUUUAUCUCUCUAUGGGCUUUGGUGUGGGAGAGUGA
Molecule: messenger RNA, 1526 nt
Organism: Solea senegalensis (Senegalese sole)
Lineage: Eukaryota; Metazoa; Chordata; Actinopteri; Pleuronectiformes; Soleidae
Gene: plaub
Product: plasminogen activator, urokinase b
Exons: 11
Coding region: 26-1420 (464 amino acids)
Biological process (GO): plasminogen activation; regulation of cell adhesion mediated by integrin
Molecular function (GO): serine-type endopeptidase activity
Source: RefSeq, a predicted model, not a curated record